AUGGGGGCCCAUGGGGAUAGUUUGGUGGUGGAGGAGCGGGGGAGCGCGGGGCUCUCUCAACUCUCCUCUGCUCCUGGCUGGACGGGUACCCCGAAGAUUUUAGGGGACCCCAAAUCCCCCCCCUUAGCCGAGGGCUUGAUCCGAGUGUUGGGGCCCGACUCGGAAGCUGCGCGACGCCUGGAAAAUUUGGGGGGGCUCCCCCAAAGCGCGCCCCCCCCGGAGGAAGAGGAGGAGGAGGGUGACGAGGAUGAGGAGGGGGACGCCGACCCCCUGGACAUUCUGUCCUUCCAGGCCCAGGAGGUGGCCGAGCAGCUCACCCUGACCGAGGCGGAGCUCUUCUUGCGCCUGGUGCCCUACGAGUGCCUGGGGGCCCUCUGGUCCCAACGGGACAAGAGGGGACGCGAAGGCGCCUGUCCCAGCGUCCGGGCCACCGUGCGCCAGUUCAACCGCCUGGCGGGGGCCGUCGUCCGCUCCUGCCUGGGGGGCGUGGAGCUGCGGCCCCCCCCAGCGCGCCCGCCUGCUCGAGAAGUGGAUCCGGGUGGCCGAGGAGUGCCGCGCGUUGAGGAACUUCUCCUCGCUCUGCGCCAUCAUCUCGGCGUUGCAGUCCAGCCCCGUCCACCGGCUCCGGCAGAGCUGGGACGAGACCAGCCGCGAUGCCCAGCGCAGCUACGAGGAGCUCAGUGCCAUCUGCUCCGAGCAGGACAACUACAGCGCGAGCCGCCAGCUGCUGCUCCAGGACCCCCCCCCCAGAGCCCCCCACCCGCCGCCAGCCCCGCCGCCCCCCCGCAGCAGCGCUCUGUGGGGGUCGUGCCCUACCUGGGCACCUUCCUGCGUGACCUGGUGAUGCUGGAUGCGGCCAUGAAGGACGAGCUGGAGGAUGGCUACAUCAAUUUCGACAAGCGUCGCAAGGAAUUCGAGGUGCUGGCGCAGGUGCGGGGGCUGCAGGGGCUGUGCCGGGGGUACCGCCUGCACCCCCAGCCCCGCUUCCGCCGCUGGCUGCGCACCCUGCGGCCCCUGCCCGAGGCUCGCAGGCUCCUGAGAUCCGUGGGGACCCCCUCAGUGACCUGGGACCAACCCUGCCCCCCCGAUGUGCUCGUGUCCCCCCCCUCGGGCCCCCCCCCAGCUGCCCUCGCGCCUGGAGCAGGUGAAGUGGCCAUCGGUGUCGGCGCUGGACAAGGCGGCCGCCCCCCCCCCGCUGCCGUCCCUGUCCCCCCCCCCAGGGACAUUGUCCCCCCCCCCGGGGUCACCGACGUUCAGCCUCUUGUGGCUCAACCUUCCCCCCCUAAAGCUGGGGGAGACCCGGGGGGGGGCGGGGGGCGGCCGGGGGGGGCCCCCCCCACCGACUGCCGCAUCAUCCGGGCCCGCAUGGAACUGCACAACGGCAGCCUCUACAAGAGCAUCCUGAUCACCAGCCAGGACAAGACCCCGGCCGUGGUGGCCAAAGUGCUGGAGAAACACGGGCAGGAUCCGGGUGCUGCCCCCCGCUUCCAGCUGCUCCAGCUGCUCCCCGAAAACCGAGAACUGCUCCUACCCCCCUCCGCCAACGUCUUCUACGCCAUGACGGGGACCAGCCUGGAUUUCGCCCUACGCCCCCGGGAAUUGGGGGGGGGUCCCGGUCUUUGCCCCCCCCCCAUCUCAACCCCGGGGGGCCGAGCUCAGCUCCACCUUCCCUAAAAUCAAAGCCACCGGCCGCAAGAUCACCCGCGCCCUCUUUUAGGGGUGCCCCCCCCCCCCCAAAUUAAUCUAGGGGGAGGCCCCCCGUGCUGGGGCUGUGACACUACGGCAAUAAAGACACUACGGGAAGGAGCGGGGACACCCGACGCUCACAGCGUUGUUUCUGUUUUGGGAAGGGGUUUAAUGUGAAUUGGGGAGGGAGUUUGGGGUACAAGGACCCCCCC
Messenger RNA from Aquila chrysaetos chrysaetos, 1898 nucleotides. RefSeq names its product ral guanine nucleotide dissociation stimulator like 2 (gene RGL2). Gene Ontology annotation, cellular component: plasma membrane. The record is from RefSeq and is a predicted model, not a curated record. Gene Ontology annotation, molecular function: guanyl-nucleotide exchange factor activity. Gene Ontology annotation, biological process: positive regulation of GTPase activity; Ras protein signal transduction. The coding region runs from base 1 to 1674 and encodes 557 amino acids. Lineage: Eukaryota; Metazoa; Chordata; Aves; Accipitriformes; Accipitridae. The transcript has 13 exons.